Pelodiscus sinensis (Chinese soft-shelled turtle) is the source of this 2772-nucleotide messenger RNA. The record is from RefSeq and is a predicted model, not a curated record. Lineage: Eukaryota; Metazoa; Chordata; Testudines; Trionychidae.
GAGGGAGGCCCAGGCGGGAGGGAUGCAGGAUGGCAGAGAGUCCCAGCCUCCCCUACAGAACCACGGGAUCCACCUUGCUGCACCCGCUCAGUCAGCUCCUGGGCAUCCCGCUGGACCAGGUCAAUUUUGUAGCCUGUCAGCUGUUUGCCUUGUUGGCUGCUUUUUGGUUUCGCAUUUAUUUGAGUCCCAGCAAGGUCAGUUCCAUUGUUCGUCAUGUUUUUGCCACUCUCUUUGGAAUAUACUUUGCUGUUUUCUGCUUUGGAUGGUACUCAGUCCAUAUUUUUGUAUUGGUGAUGAUGAGCUAUGGUAUCAUGAACCUUGCGAGUAUUCCCAACAUCCACAGGUACUCCUUUGUGGUAGCCAUGGGAUACCUCACAUUGUGUCACAUUAGCCGGAUAUACAUAUUUCAUUAUGGCAUUCUCACUACAGAUUUCUCUGGAGGAUUAUGCUGCCCCCUGAUGAUUAUCACACAGAAGAUCACAACUCUUGCAUUCCAAUUGCAUGAUGGCUUAGGUCGACAAGCGGAGGACCUCACUGCUGAGCAAAAUCGGCUUGCUAUAAAAACAAGACCUUCUUUACUGGAGUAUUUGAGCUAUCUUCUCAAUUUUAUGGGUAUCAUAGCUGGACCUUGCAGCAAUUACAAGGACUAUGUAGCCUUCAUUGAAGGGAGGCAUGUGCAUAUGAAACUUUUAGAAGUGAACUGGAAGCAAAAGGGUUAUGACAGACUUCCUGAUCCUUCUCCAACUGGAGCUGUGAUAUACAAACUGUGUAUCACAUUUGUAUCUCUCCUUUUGUUCUUGACACUUACCAAGACCUACCCUGUCACAUACAUUGUUGAUAGCCAGUUUAUCAAUAACACAUCCUUCUUAUCAAGACUUGGCUACCUGUAUAUCGUUAUGCAAGCAUCGAAGCCAAAAUAUUACUUUGCAUGGACAUUAGCUGAUGCAGUCAACAAUGCAGCUGGCUAUGGGUUCAGUGGUGUUGAUGAGCAAGGCAAUUUCCAUUGGGACCUGCUAUCCAACUUAAAUAUAUGGAACAUUGAGACUGCAACGAGUUUUAAAAUGUACGUUGAGAACUGGAACAUUCAGACCGCUGCCUGGCUAAAGUGUGUUUGCUAUGACAGAGCUCCAUGGUACCCAACAGCCUUAACAUUUAUCCUGUCUGCCCUGUGGCAUGGUAUCUAUCCUGGAUAUUACUUUACAUUCCUUUCCGGAAUCCUUAUGACAUUAGCAUCCAGAGCAAUAAGGAACAAUUACAGACAUUACUUCCUCUCUUCAAAGUCGCUCAAGGUGAUCUAUGACAUUGUCACGUGGUUUGUCACUCAACUGGCUGUCUGUUAUACUGUGGCACCUUUUGUUAUGCUGGCUGUUGAGCCCACCAUUAAGUUAUACAAGUCACUGUACUUCCACAUGCACAUUCUAAGCCUCCUGGUGUUGCUGGUCCUACCAAUCAAACCUCAAGACCACACCAUGAAGCAGCUUCAGAAUCAAGUCACACACAACUCUGUUAAAAACAAGAAAGAAAAAUGAUACCUCAGAGGAAAAACACUCAUAUGGGGAAAUGAAGUGUCAUACCAAAACCAAAAGGACGCAAAUAAAAAGACAGUGGCAUUGUUAUUACUUAAUUUAAAAGGCUUUGGAAAGGACAGACUGGGGCGUAGUAGACUAUGUUCAAGAUGACUCCAGUAACAAAGAUGAACAGGCUUGAUUUUGAUUUUAUAACUACAGGGACUAUUUUUAUGAUGUGCUUUUAUAUAUUUAAUUUUUCACAUGUACAGACAUUUUUGAUCUUUUACAGAAAUGUACAUUUGAUAAACAAAAAUUUAAGAUUAAGAAAAUAAUAAUAAAAAACCUAACAAGCGUCAGAUCAGCAGCUUAGCAGACUGGUGCUCUGGGCUGCUGAAUCUUUGGCUUCGUAUUAUCCUGCCUAUGACCAGAGGUGGUCUGAGGUGUAGAACCACAGAACCUUAACUCCUGGGACUGUUGGUAUUGACUCCAGCAAGAGGAGGAAGGUCACAGCGUAUGAUGCAAGUACUCCCCAUGGGGUUCUAAAGCAGGAACCUGCUGCCUGAUUUCAGCAGCUUCGAGGCUCCUCAUUGGUCUCAGUGACACCUGCUGGUAUGAGAGACAAAUUAGUCACUUGGAAAUAAUUCAAAUAGGCUUCUAUGAAAGUAGGCCACUGGAUUGGCCAAAUUAAAUAUAAUAUAUAUAAUAAAAAUGGGAAAAUUAGAGUAUUUUAUGAUGGGCAGAUAAAAUCUUCUCUAGCUGAGGCUACGUCUUCAUUAUAAGUGAUGCAGCUACCCCUUGUAGGGCUGUAGUGUAGCUACUUGCUGCAGCAAUGGAAGGGAUUUUUCUAUUGCUGUGGUGAAUACAGCCCCAUGAGAAGCGGCAGACACAGAAUUCUUCUGUCAACAUAGUGGUGUCAAUACCAGGGCUCAGGGCAGCUUAACUAUCUCUCUCAAGGGUGGGGAUUUUUCACAUCCUUGAGUGACAUAGUGAGGUUUAUGUUUAGACCAGGCCUGAGAGACAAAGAUAAUUGGGAUGUGACUGCUGUUUGGCACUAAUUCAGCACUAUCUUGCAACUCUAGAAUGAUAUGUUUUCAUGUGAUACUUUUAUGAUCAGUAUACUGUAGGAAUAGGGAAACCUUACAGAUUUAGUACUUUAAAACUGUCAGUCACAGAGCAAAGGAUGGAGAAGAUUGGGAAUUGAUCAACUUGCUUUUCAUCUGUAUUGUCAAGUAGGGGUUUGUUCACAGAAGAUAACAAUUUAUUU